Molecule: messenger RNA, 2057 nt
Organism: Esox lucius (northern pike)
Lineage: Eukaryota; Metazoa; Chordata; Actinopteri; Esociformes; Esocidae
Gene: edil3a
Product: EGF-like repeats and discoidin I-like domains 3a
Exons: 11
Coding region: 463-1809 (448 amino acids)
Molecular function (GO): calcium ion binding
Source: RefSeq, a predicted model, not a curated record
AUUUCUGUGACCGACGGUGUAGUCUACUGCGCGCUCCUCAUCCGCCAGUGCUUAGACACACAUUCGCAGAUACACACACAGACACGCGCACACACACACACACACUCCCAGUCACUUAGACGCACUCUGGGUGAAACCGUCUGCCGGGACCAGCACGCACGCACAUUCUCACUCGGCUUUCGCAGCGCAUCGAGCAUCAUUGCGGUAAGAGGGGAAGGCAGGCAGUGGACCCCUGGCACUGUCACUUGUUUCAACACUCGGCAUUCCAGGUAGGCUAGUGCGGUACGGUCCGCGAAUCUCUCCGGAAAAUAAAAGGACUUAAAACCGCUAGUCGGGGAGGAGGUAGGCUUACGGCAAGGAACUAGCCGUACGGCUCAUUGAGAGAUACAACUUUUGUUAUUUUGCUUCGUGAUUUUCCCACAUUCCUUAACCUUGGAAGUGAAACCUGGUAUCUGAGAGAGGAUGGGACCGUUACUCGUAUUCAUCGUCCUCUGCUUGAGCGCCGCUGUCCCGCAGCUUGUAAAAGAAGGACACACGCAUGCUUCUGCAGAGUUACCUGAAGCAGCAGAUGGUGAGGAACCGACUUCAGCAGGACCCUGUCAGCCGAACCCGUGCCACAACAGAGGAGUGUGUGAAAUCAGUGAAACUUACAGAGGCGACACAUUCAUAGGCUACGUCUGCAAGUGUCCAGCCGGCUUCAACGGUAUCCACUGCCAGCACAAUGUUAAUGAAUGCGAGCGAGACCCUUGUAAAAAUGGGGGGAUCUGCACAGACCUGGUUGCCAACUACUCUUGUGAAUGCCCUGGAGAGUACAUGGGAAGGAACUGCCAAUACAAAUGUUCUGGGCCACUAGGCAUGGAGGGAGGAAUAAUCUCCAACCAGCAGAUAACAGCCUCGUCGACCCACCGUGCUCUGUUCGGACUGCAGAAAUGGUACCCCUACUUCGCCCGGCUAAACAAAAAGGGUUUGGUCAAUGCCUGGACGGCUGCCGAGAACGACAGAUGGCCCUGGAUUCAGAUAAACCUACAGAGGAGGAUGAGGGUCACAGGUCUAAUUACCCAGGGUGCAAAGCGCAUCGGCAGCCCGGAGUACAUCAAGUCUUACAAAGUGGCUUUCAGUGACGAUGGCAAGACCUGGAGGACAUACAAAGUCAAGGGUACAGAUGAGGACAUGAUAUUCCGUGGAAAUGUGGAAAAUAACGCUCCGUCCGCCAACUCCUUCACCCCGCCCAUCGAGGCGCAACUUGUGCGCAUCUACCCGCAGGUCUGCCGGAGACACUGCACCCUGCGCAUGGAGCUGCUGGGCUGCGAGCUCUCAGGCUGCUCUGAGCCAAUGGGGAUGAAGUCUGGUCACAUCCAGGACUAUCAGAUCACAGCGUCCAGCCUCUUCAGAACACUUAACAUGGACAUGUUCACCUGGGAGCCUGGCAAGGCCCGUCUGGACAAACAGGGCAAGGUGAACGCCUGGACAUCUGGACACAGUGACCAGUCCCAGUGGUUACAGGUUGACAUGCUUGUGCCCACUAAAAUCACUGGCAUCAUCACCCAGGGAGCCAAGGACUUUGGCCAUGUCCAGUUUGUUGGCUCCUACAAGGUGGCCUACAGCAACGAUGGAGUGAGAUGGCUAAUAUAUCAAGAUGAAAAACAAAGGAAGGACAAGGUGUUCCAAGGAAACUUUGACAAUGACACGCACAGAAAGAACGUCAUGGAUCCACCCGUCUACGCCCGAUUUGUUCGGAUUCUUCCGUGGUCGUGGUACGGGAGGAUCACCUUACGUGCGGAGUUACUGGGCUGCACAGAGGAAGAGUGACCACCCCUGAACCCCCCUGCCUCGACCCUCUCUCCCUCUCUUUAAUACUGAAUCGUCGAUCCCAGAUCCAGUAUUUCAAUAUAAACUGUGCAACCUGUAAAAAGAAAUCAAUUUCCAAUGGAUUUUUCAAGAAUACGUGUUUGGUAGUGGUGGGUUGCUGUUCUUCCUUUCUGUUUCUUUUUUUGUACCAUGAUUUAAACCUGCCCUUGUUCUUCUUUUGUCCCUUUGAAUUUUUUUUUUUUUUUUUU